Messenger RNA from Cyprinodon variegatus (sheepshead minnow), 980 nucleotides. It is a transcript of the gene psma3, whose product is annotated as proteasome subunit alpha 3. Gene Ontology annotation, cellular component: nucleus; proteasome core complex, alpha-subunit complex; synapse. The coding region runs from base 74 to 841 and encodes 255 amino acids. The record is from RefSeq and is a predicted model, not a curated record. NCBI's taxonomy places the organism in Eukaryota, Metazoa, Chordata, Actinopteri, Cyprinodontiformes, Cyprinodontidae. The transcript has 11 exons. Gene Ontology annotation, biological process: ubiquitin-dependent protein catabolic process.
CGGAAGCCAUGUUUAUUUCUCAGGAAGAGGCAGAGUGGUAGAGAGGUGUGCUGAAUUCACAGUUGGUGUCAAAAUGAGCUCCAUUGGAACCGGAUACGACCUGUCUGCCUCCACUUUCUCUCCGGAUGGCCGCGUGUUUCAAGUGGAGUACGCCAUGAAGGCUGUAGAGAACAGCAGCACCGCCAUCGGGAUCCGCUGUAAGGACGGCGUGGUGUUCGGGGUGGAGAAACUGGUCCUGUCCAAACUCUACGAGGAGGGCUCUAAUAAGCGCAUCUUUAACAUUGACAGACACGUUGGCAUGGCGGUGGCGGGCCUGUUGGCGGACGCUCGCUCCCUGGCCGAGGUAGCCAGAGAAGAAGCUUCCAACUUCAGAUCAAACUACGGACACGACAUUCCUCUGAAGCACCUGUCAGACAGAGUGGCCAUGUACGUCCACGCUUACACGCUGUACAGCGCCGUGAGGCCGUUCGGCUGCAGUUUCAUCCUGGGCUCCUACGACAAAGACGACGGUCCGCAGCUCUACAUGGUCGACCCGUCCGGCAUCUCUCACGGUUACUGGGGUUGUGCCAUCGGAAAAGCCAAACAAGCUGCUAAGACGGAGAUCGAGAAGCUGCAGAUGAAAGACAUGACGUGCAGAGAGCUGGUCAAAGAAGUCGCCAAAAUAAUCUACAUCGUCCACGAUGAGGUGAAGGACAAAGCGUUUGAGCUGGAGCUCAGCUGGGUGGGAGAAGUGACAAACGGACGACAUGAGUUGGUUCCCAAAGACAUCAAGGAGGAAGCAGAGAAAUACGCUAAGGAUUCUCUAGAGGAGGAGGAUGACUCCGAUGAAGACAACAUGUAAAAUGCAGCGCCGCGUUUGUUCCUCUUCAUCACAUCCUGCUGCUCGGACACAUCUCAGCUAUUUUUAUAUUGUUUAUGAGCUUUCAUGUCUGGUUUUGCAUUCUUCUUGAUUUUGACUUUAAAUAAAGAAACUAAACGGA